AUGAAUCAACCAAACUUUAAUGUUGAAAUUUUCAACAUCUUUCGUUUUGAUUCAACUCCUAAUGGCAGUAUAAAAUGCCCUGACAAUAAUUGUGGCUUUAAUAUAGCACUUCUCGCCGAUGAAGAUGAUUUAACCCGUAGCCAAAAGAACGAAUUGUGGAGUCAUGUAGAAGAGUUGCACCAUGGUUUAUUUGCAUCUCUAUACGAAAGAUGCUCAACGAAAGCAAUCUUCAUACCACGAGAAGAUAAAGUUCGUAUUGAUUUUCGUUUUUGCAUGUGA
Molecule: messenger RNA, 279 nt
Organism: Rotaria socialis
Lineage: Eukaryota; Metazoa; Rotifera; Eurotatoria; Philodinida; Philodinidae
Source: the annotation of a GenBank genome assembly